AGCUGCAGCUCGCCGAGCCCCCCCUCCCCGCCGGAGAAACCCCAUACCUCAUAUAAUACCCUCCCCCCGUCUGCCCUCCAAAUAUACCGUGCUGUAAAGGUAGUUACAUAACUUCGAUGAUGACGUCUCCACUCAUGCGCUCAUUAGCUUCUGCUUCUGCUUCUCUAAGAUCUUUCUCUCGCCGUGCGCCGCCGCCGCUGCUGCUGUUCCGGAGGUGCCAAUGGACCGCGAAGAGGUCGCUGUUGACACAGAGCUGCUACGAUGGUCCUACCACUCCCCCGCUGCUGCACCAAACCGUCGGACAGCACCUAAUCGACACCGUCCGGGAGCACGGCGAUCGCACAGCGGUCAUAUCGCGGCACCAAUCUACACGCCUUAGCUACCACGAGCUUCUUGGGCAAUCACUGACGCUCGCAGCCGGGCUGCGACGACAAGGCGUUGUCCGGGGCGCGCGCGUCUGCGUCUCUCUCGGCAACGGCAUCGAGUUCGCCGUGAUCACGUGCUGGCUGCCAUAAGACAUCUCGACGCGCGACAUCUCGUCGUCGGGGCUGAGACACAUUUGCCGUUUAGGAGUCCGAGGAGUAAUGGCCCGUUGCUGAGGGAGUUGGAGCGCGAGGGGGGGC
This is a messenger RNA of Tricharina praecox, 623 nucleotides long. RefSeq lists its product as uncharacterized. Lineage: Eukaryota; Fungi; Ascomycota; Pezizomycetes; Pezizales; Pyronemataceae. The transcript is spliced from 4 exons. The record is from RefSeq and is a predicted model, not a curated record. The coding region runs from base 117 to 515 and encodes 132 amino acids.